Molecule: messenger RNA, 1866 nt
Organism: Symbiodinium pilosum
Lineage: Eukaryota; Dinophyceae; Suessiales; Symbiodiniaceae
Source: the annotation of a GenBank genome assembly
AUGGCGGCAGAAGACGCAUGUUGUGAAGCCUCUAAUUUUGGGGCUACGCACGUGCGUGAAAACGUCGACAUUUUCUCCCCACGGCACUGCCCUUCACUGCACGAUCUGGGACUAUCACAACACCUUGUCCGGGCAAUCAGGAGCCUCUACGACAAUACAAGCUGUUUAGAAAAACGGCCAUGGCUGUCUCGGCCAGUGCGGCAGUUCGGUGGAACCCUCGGUGCAAAGGGCAGUGCAGCCUUUGAUGGCGAGAGCCUCGCCGAAAGUUCAUUCGACGGAAAUGUGGAAGGUCUAGAGUUCCGAAGGCCCUCGACACCGGUUGCUGGCUGCGUUAGCCAUUCUCGGCCUUCCUCUGCAUUUCGAGUUGGCGGUCCACCCGGAGUUGCCUCGAGGCCUGCUUCUGCGACCAAUGCGUCAGGAGGACAGUCUCGAAUGAGGGAGCCUGGAGCUCCAUAUGCAGACUGCAAGCGACGGCCGUGGUCCGCGCGAAGUAGCCAAACUUCAGCCACGAGCCUUGGCGCAUCUUCAUUGAAGGGGCUUGUCCCACAGUGCUCGCCAGCAGGAUGCUCGUGCGAAUGCACUGCUGACUCCACCUGCUUCAAUUGCAUGUGCUCCAUGGCAGAGCCACCUCUGCUUCGAACAUAUGGAAGGCGCAGGCCCAGUGAUGUGCUGCUCAUGCGUCGUUCAUUGAGUGCCAGGCCCCGGCUCAAUCUUCAAAUCCUCAGCACAAUGGGGGGCGUCAUUACCUCGGGUGCUGAUGGUGCCCUCGUACCUUGCGCCACUGGCCGGGCCAGCCAUUGCUUCCCGCUGCGGGUGUCCGUGGAAGCUGCACGAGCUGCUGCCGCUGCAGCGAUGGGAAGUGCAGUGCCCGCACUUGUGGUGGGAUACUCGACAGGGCUGACUAAAGAGGCUGGCGCGGCCUCAGUCAGGCUACAGCUAAAGCCCGGGUCAUCUGGGGCUAAAGCUUAUCGCUUUAAUUUGAGUUCGGCGCCAGCUAGUUGUGCCACUGUUUCCCUACGUUCAGAAGGACGGCUCGGUUUUCUUGCAGGAAUAGCAUCCCUGAUCCGAAGAGAGGACGGUAUGUUUUUGGAAGCUGUGGUUUUUGGCCGCCCUAACGAGCUGCUGCAAGAGCUGAUGCCCUUGGAUGAGAGUGUUCUGGAAUUGUUAUACCGGCUUGGUGCUGUGGUGGACGUUCGCAUCCUGCGAUCUCUGCCUUGGGAGACCGAGCCCGCAGAGGUGGGACCGGCUAGCGAAGCACGGUCGAGUUCCGGACGUAAUGGAGCCCGCAUUGUGGGCACAGGAUCACCUCGCGCGGACUCUGAAGAACUCGCUGCAGAGGCUGCUGCCGAGGCUGCGUCAGAAGCGGCUCCAACUCGCUCUGCCAAGGCGGAGUGGCUGGUCGAGCGCCUGCUGUCCUUGGCUUCCACCCUGGAGUCGCAGUUCGGCACUUCCCGGCAUGACUCUGAAGCAACCUACGAGGGAUGUGAACUAGACAGCGAGGGUGUUGUUUCAUGGCACGCAUCCGUGAUUGGUUGGCCAGAAAAGAUGCCGAGCUUGAAGCCAGUGUUGCUCAUGCAGCAACAGAGAGAUCUGGAGGAAUGCCGGCGGGACACACACGAGGCAGAGCUCCAGCGACAACGCAGUAGCCGUCUCCGCUUUGCAGCGCGGCGGCGCCAGGAGAUGGAUCUGGAGCUGCAGCAUCAUCGAGCCUGCCCCAUGUCUGCGCGUGAGCAUCGUCAUCCGCGCGAUUCGCAGGCUGCAGUGAAGCCCCGCACGUUGGCUGCAUAUGCCACACCUCGACCUGGAGCUCCAAGAAGGCUCCGUCCACGCAGUGCCUCUCUGAGGCCACAGCAGAAAGAAGGGUGA